This is a messenger RNA of Pochonia chlamydosporia 170, 1155 nucleotides long. Its product is annotated as RNA polymerase II, large subunit. Gene Ontology annotation, cellular component: RNA polymerase II, holoenzyme. The record is from RefSeq and is a predicted model, not a curated record. Gene Ontology annotation, biological process: mRNA 3'-end processing. Lineage: Eukaryota; Fungi; Ascomycota; Sordariomycetes; Hypocreales; Clavicipitaceae. The transcript has 4 exons. Gene Ontology annotation, molecular function: RNA polymerase II C-terminal domain binding. The coding region runs from base 1 to 1155 and encodes 384 amino acids.
AUGGCAUACAACGAUGAUUCGGUUCUGGCGCGAUUGUCGUCAUUGAAUGAAAGUCACGACAGCAUCGCCACCGCUGCCCAAUGGAUCAUGUUCCAUCGGCGUCACGCGGAUCGCACUGUACAGCUAUGGAUGCAGCGCUUGAAGGAUUCCUCCAGUACGAAACGACUGAGUUUGGUAUAUCUCGCGAAUGAAGUUGUUCAACAAUCACGAAUACGCCACAAGGAGGAUUUUGUCAUAGCAUUCUCUCCCAUAAUCGCCGAAGCCUCGUCCAUAGCAUACAAGGGCGCACCUGCAGAAAUUCAGGCGAAACUUCGACGCGUCAUCGACGUCUGGAAGGACAGGUCUAUCUUUGAAGUACCAAUUCAAAAGGCCAUCGAGUCCCGUCUUGAUGAUCUUGACAAAGCUAGAGGGACACCGAGGUCUGGAUUUACAGGUUCUCCUUUCGGGACAUCGUCUGUGCCAUCCGAGAUCGCUCCGCUCGUCACUUCUCAUCAAAAAAUUGCGAAGCUCAGUGGACCUUUGCCGAACGCGAUUUCUUCCGCAAAUCAAGAAUAUCAGAAACAAAUGGAUCCCGAAGUUGCCGUACCAUCGGCUCCGGUGUAUGCCGCUCGGCUAAAUGGACUUCUUAAAACCCUUGCGAAUGCAGAGAGCGCUGUCGCAGAAUGCGUGAAAGCUCGAGAAAGCUUAGUAUCCGCUUUGGAGAAACUUUUGGAUGAAAACCGGACUACUCUAGACGCAGACAGGAAGGCAGCUGCGGAAUUACUCCAGAGAAAGAUGGAAAUCGAAGAUAAGAAGCAGCAGGUAGAAAUUGCUAUUAUGCGAGCCUUAGGACCUGCAGAGGGCAAUGGUUUAUCUGGAGAAGGCGACUCAGGCAGCCCACAUACUGAACUAGACCGACCUGAGAUGGAGGCUCUCACCCCCCCUCCUCUGGACGAUGAACCCGGGGCCGAGCAUCUUGAGGCAUCCGAAAUGGCUCCUGUUGAGCCAUCUGCAGAACAAGACUCGGGAAAUUCAUAUCAAUCGGUCUCUAUUUCUUCAAAUGGAUCAAAAAAAAGACGAAGGGUGGAUGACCCUGCGGACUUUCCCGAUCUUGGGGGAGAUGAUGGUAUCGAUCCCGAGGUUGUAGAAAUGUUGAAGGAGAGUGCUGAGGCAUAG